Hibiscus syriacus is the source of this 564-nucleotide messenger RNA. Its product is annotated as type I inositol polyphosphate 5-phosphatase 2-like. NCBI's taxonomy places the organism in Eukaryota, Viridiplantae, Streptophyta, Magnoliopsida, Malvales, Malvaceae. The transcript has 5 exons. The record is from RefSeq and is a predicted model, not a curated record. Gene Ontology annotation, molecular function: phosphatidylinositol-3,4,5-trisphosphate 5-phosphatase activity; inositol-polyphosphate 5-phosphatase activity; phosphatidylinositol-4,5-bisphosphate 5-phosphatase activity. Gene Ontology annotation, biological process: phosphatidylinositol dephosphorylation. The coding region runs from base 1 to 564 and encodes 187 amino acids.
AUGGUAUUAGGUGUGUCCUUUGAAAAUUGCAUACCAAGGGUGACAAUAGGCACUUGGAAUGUUGCUGGAAGACUUCCAUCCGAGGAUCUCGAGAUUGACGAUAGGCUUUGCACCGAUGAUCCAGCAGAUAUUUACAUUAUCGGGUACGAGUCAAAUUUACGAGUUCUAGAUUUGAUGAAUCAAUGCCCUCCAAGUUUUGAUGUGCUGCAGAAGCUUCAUAAUGAACUCAGUUGUCGACAUGUAUUUGAUGGAUGGAAAGAAGGGGUAAUAAACUUUCCUCCCACCUACAAGUAUGAAAUCGACUCGGAUAGAUAUGCCGGUGAGAUCCUUAGAGAAGGGGAGGAGAAGAGGUGUGAUCGAAUACUCUGGUCAGGGAAAGGCAUAAAACAACUUAGAUACCAGCGAACAGAAUUAAGACUCUCCGAUCAUCAACCUGUCAGUUCAACUUUUUUGCUAGAAGUCGAAGUCUUGGACCGUCGGAAGUUGCAAAGGGCUCUCAAUGUUAGCGCUGCUGCUGUCCAUCCCGACAUUUUGUUUGAUGAAAACGAAGAAUUUGAACUUUAG